AUGUCAUUUGCAAGAAUUGUGAAUAGAAGAGCUAUCUAUUUUCUAGGUAGUGUGGCAGCUGGUGCCACUGGUGCAGCUGGUCUAGCAAGCAGCGACUUUAACGGCAGUUUUUUCAAUGGUAACAACAACAACCCUAAAAAUAACGGCAGUAGCUGGUGGAAAGGUUUAGCAGGUACAAGUGCCGCUGCUGCUCCCGCUUUGCGUGUUGCUGAAGUAGAAAAGGGUAAGACACCUGAAGAUUUCCAACAAGUUUACAAUGCAAUUGCUAAAAAAAUAAUUGAUGACGAUGAAUAUGAUAACUACAUUGGUUACGGACCUGUCCUUGUGCGUCUAUCAUGGCACUCAGCUGGUACCUUCGAUAAAAACGAUAACAGUGGUGGUUCUUACGGUGGUACUUACCGUUUCCCUAAGGAAACAAAUGAUCCAUCCAACAAAGGUUUACAAAAUGCAAAGGCUUUCCUAGAGCCAAUUUACGAACAAUUCCCAUGGAUCUCACACGGUGAUCUUUACACUCUAGGUGGUGUCACAGCUUUACAAGAGAUGCAAGGUCCUAAAGUACCAUGGAGACCAGGUAGAGUUGAUUUACCGGAAAGUGCUACCCCAGAAAACGGUAGAUUACCAGAUGCUGAAAAUGGUGCUGAUUAUGUGAGAAACUUCUUCAAGAGAUUCGGCUUUACUGACCAAGAAGUCGUUGCACUAAUAGGUGCUCAUGCUCUAGGUAAGACCCACAUGGCAAAUUCUGGUUAUGAAGGUCCAUGGGGUGCAGCUACCAACACUUUUAGUAAUGAAUUUUUCGUCAACUUGUUGAACGAACAAUGGAAGAAAGAAAAGACCGAAGCUGGUAACAGUCAAUACAACUCCCCAAGUGGUUUUAUGAUGAUGCCAACUGAUUUUGCACUAAAGGAAGAUAACACUUACUUGAAAUACGUCAAGAAAUACGCUGAAAAUCAAGAUGUGUUCUUCGAAGAUUUCAAGAAUGCCUACAAGAAAUUACUAGAAAACGGUAUUGAAUUUCCAGAGGGUACACCAACAAUUGUCUUCAAAACUUUGGACGAACAGGAACAAUAA
This is a messenger RNA of Zygosaccharomyces rouxii, 1068 nucleotides long. It is a transcript of the gene CCP1, whose product is annotated as cytochrome-c peroxidase. The transcript has a single exon. The record is from RefSeq and is a predicted model, not a curated record. Lineage: Eukaryota; Fungi; Ascomycota; Saccharomycetes; Saccharomycetales; Saccharomycetaceae. Gene Ontology annotation, biological process: hydrogen peroxide catabolic process; response to reactive oxygen species; cellular response to oxidative stress. Bases 1 to 1068 code for a protein of 355 amino acids. Gene Ontology annotation, molecular function: heme binding; peroxidase activity.